Molecule: messenger RNA, 2389 nt
Organism: Thunnus maccoyii (southern bluefin tuna)
Lineage: Eukaryota; Metazoa; Chordata; Actinopteri; Scombriformes; Scombridae
Gene: cdc14ab
Product: cell division cycle 14Ab
Exons: 16
Coding region: 352-2220 (622 amino acids)
Biological process (GO): microtubule cytoskeleton organization; regulation of exit from mitosis; cilium assembly
Cellular component (GO): spindle pole; nucleolus; mitotic spindle
Molecular function (GO): protein serine/threonine phosphatase activity; protein tyrosine/serine/threonine phosphatase activity
Source: RefSeq, a predicted model, not a curated record
UGGUAACGUGUCUUAAGGAGGAUUUGGUCAAUCAGAGUUUCAGACACUCCGAGCCGCCGUGUUAAUAUGCUAACAUGCUAACCCGGGAAUAUUUACCAGUUAAAAAUCGUGAAAGUAAACAGCGGAAACGGUAGAAAAGAACCCGCCGUGAGCGGAGAGCAGCCGCGGAGACUGAUGGGAAACUGAGGAGGAACUUUUUAACUUUUCAACAGUUUUCGCUCGGCUGCCAGCUAGCUCUGCUGCUAACCUGCUAACGGCUAACCGAGCCGCUAGCAGUUUAAAAAGUUUCCGAAACUGCUGGAGGUGUGAACCGGUUUGGACGGAGCCAGAGUCCGGGGAUUAGACGGAGCCAUGACGGUGGAGGGAGUGCGGCACUCCCCGAUCCUGUCCGCCCUGUUCAGGGGGGCAGAGGACCCGGAGCUGCUGGGAGCCGCAGACUUUAUCAAAGAACGUCUGUACUUCGCCACGUUACGCAGCAAACCCAAAAGCACGGCCAACACGCACUACUUCUGCACCGACGACGAGUUCGUCUACGAAAAUUUCUAUGCAGACUUCGGUCCUCUGAACUUGGCCAUGUUGUACCGAUACUGCUGCAAACUCAACAAGAAGCUGAAGUCGUUCACUCUGACCAGGAAACGGAUCGUACACUACACCAGCUUCGACCAGAAGAAGAGAUCCAACGCCGCCGUGCUGAUCGGAGGAUAUGCUGUGAUCUACCUGAAGAAAACUCCAGAAGAAGCUUAUAGAGCUCUGAUCUCUGGCUCCAACGCCUCCUACCUGCCCUUCAGGGAUGCGUCCUUUGGGAAUUGCACCUACAACCUCACCGUGCUGGACUGUCUGCAGGGCAUCAGAAAGGCUCUGCAGCACGGCUUCUUCAACUUCGAGACCUUCGACGUGGACGAGUACGAACACUACGAGCGGGUGGAGAACGGAGACCUGAACUGGAUCGUCCCGGGGAAGUUCCUGGCCUUCAGCGGACCUCAUCCUAAAACUAAGAUAGAGAACGGUUACCCUCUCCACGCCCCCGAGGCGUACUUCCCGUACUUUAGGAAACACAACGUGACCACCGUCAUCCGUCUCAACAAGAAGAUCUACGACUCCAAACGCUUCACCGACGCCGGCUUCGACCACUACGACCUCUUCUUCUUAGACGGCAGCACGCCCAGUGACAUCAUCACACGCCGCUUCCUGCACGUCUGUGAGAGCACCGACGGAGCCGUGGCCGUCCACUGCAAGGCCGGUCUCGGCAGGACGGGCUCUCUGAUAGGCUGUUACCUGAUGAAACAUUACCGCUUCACGGCAGGUGAGGCCAUCGCCUGGAUCAGGAUCUGCAGACCGGGCUCUGUGAUUGGACCGCAGCAGCACUUCCUGGAAGAGAAGCGGGCGUCGCUGUGGUUGCUAGGAGACAGUCAGCGUUCCCAGAAGGCCAAGCUGGAGGAGAGGGCGGCGUCCCGCCUCAUCACCAGCAUGGACGACCUCACCUUAAACCCCGCCCACAACUUCACAAACCCCGCCCACAACAGCAACAUCAACAGAACCUUGAGCUCCGACCAUCUGCAGGAGAGCGAGGCAGCAGACAGCGGACUGGCUCUGACUCAAGGAGACAAACUGAGAGCCUUAAAGAGCCGACGGCCCCCCAGACCAGCCACCACCGGAGCUCUCAGAGUCGAGGAGAUGAAGAUGCACAGCAGGUCGGCGUCUCAGCCGCUCAGGUUGUCGAUGGGGGUCGGUCAGGGACCCGCCUCCCCCCUCAAGUCCUCCAAGUUCCCAGCAUCCUCUGCUUCUGCUGCAGCCAAGAGGAUCGGAAGAAGUCCGUCGUCAUCGGCGUCCAACGUGAGGAGCUCCGCCCUCAGCUCCCGAUUGGCCAGCUCUCUCAGUGACCUGUACGCCACUGAUGUGGAGGAGGACCGGAAGACUCCGUACGCCUCUCUUCCUCCCUCCUCCUCUUCCUCCUCCUCUUCUGUGUCCCUCAGCCCCGCCCCCUCCCCUCUGGCCCCGCCCUCAUUGUGUCGCUAUGGUAACAUCCCUCGCAGCAUGCAGCACGAGGUCAACAACAACAGCGGUCCAUACGCCGGCUCCGCGGCGGUCCUCGGCCGGCCGGGGCCUCAGGACUUCAGCCCGUAUCGGGGCCCCGGGUCCUACAGCGCUCUGAAGGGCCCGUCAGGACGCUACCUGAGCCGCUCCAUACCUUCUCUUCAGUCCGACUACAUCCAGUACUAGAACUACAGACCGGCCCUGAACACACACGCGGAGCCUACGUUACCCACAAUCCCCUCUGCGUCGGACGCUGGAAGGGAAGCUAACGAGCAGCGUCGCUCUUCACUGUCUGUAAAUAAUCACGUCGUGUGUUUGAAGAAGAUUUAUUUAGAUAAAGAUUUUAUAUUUCUUA